Paramecium octaurelia is the source of this 468-nucleotide messenger RNA. The record is from the annotation of a GenBank genome assembly. Lineage: Eukaryota; Ciliophora; Oligohymenophorea; Peniculida; Parameciidae.
AUGAUUGGUUUGCCCAAAUCUGGAAAAAGAACUCUAUUAAAUGAAAUUUCUUGUAAAUUCAAACAUACUCCAAUUUACUCAGGAGACCUAAUAACUGCAUUGAAGUAUUCUAAAUUCAAUCUUCUCUGUUUCCACAACAUAGAAGACAACUCAAUCCAAAAUCAUUUGAAUGGUGCUUUUCUUAAAGUAGACGCUCUUAUCUUUGUAAUAGAUUCAUCAAACCUGUCAGAUUUAAACAAAUCUCAUAUGCUUUUGCACUAUCACUUAAAUUAAUUCAAAUGGAUGCCAAUUCUUCUCAUUAUAAGUAAAUAUCAUGAAGCAUAAAAAACCAUAUAAGAAAUUGUUAUAUAGUUUGAACUAAUCAAAUUGAGAUAACCGUGGUUUGUUCGAACCGUUGGAUCUGAUAUAUCUGAUUUAGAUGAAGGUUUAAACUGGCUAUAUGAUUAAAUUAAAAAUAUUAAAUAAUGA